AAACACACUCCCUUUCCUCUUCAGUAGAUGCUUCCUCUUUUCUGUAUAAAGGAGACAACGGUUCUUCUUUCCUCUCUAAAGGAGAUAACGGAGGAUCUACACUCUCUCGGCUCUUAUGGCUCCAUUUCUGUUCAUGUUGUUAUUUCUCUCUGGAGCAGCUUCAGGCCUGAUUGAGGUAACAGUGCACCCUGGAGAUGACGUCACUCUGCAAUGUCAGUCUGAUGAUACCUCCAUCAGUGAUGUAAAGUGGACCAGACCUGACCUGAAGCCAGAUACCGUCCUCUAUUACAGUGAUGGUCACUUGAAUACAACCCACCAGAAUCCAUCCUUUAAGGACAGGGUGGAGCUGGUGGACAGAGAGCUGAAGGACGGAAAAGUGCCUUUAACUCUAAAGAAUGUGAGCAGACACGAUGCUGGAACGUACGAGUGUCGAGUUAAACCAGCUGAUACUAACCAAAUCAGACUCAUCAGCACCAUCCGUCUGCUGGUUCCAGACCUGAUGGUGGUAACAGUGCACCCUGGAGAUGAUGUCAUUCUGCCAUGUCAGGCUGCUGAUUCCUCCAUCAGAGCUGUAGAGUGGACCAGACCUGACCUGAAGCCAACAGAGUACGUCCUCUAUUACAGCGAUAGACACCUGGAUCCAACCUACCAGCAUCCAUCCUUUAAGGACAGGGUGGAGCUGGUGGACAGAGAUCUGAAGGACGGAGACGUGUCUUUAACUCUGAAGAAUGUGAGCAGACACGAUGCUGGAACAUACAAGUGUCGAGUUAAAUCUGCUGUUAGUAACCAUAUCAGACUCAUCAGCACCAUCUGUCUGCAGGUUCCAGACCUGGUUGUGGUACCAGUGCCUGGAGAUGAUGUCAUUCUGCCAUGUCAGGCUGAUGAUUCCUCCAUCAUAGCUGUAGAGUGGACCAGACCUGACCUGGAGCCAGAGUACGUCCUCUUAUACAGAGAUGGACACCUGGAUCCAACCCACCAGCAUCCGUCCUUUAAGGACAGGGUGGAGCUGGUGGACAGAGAUCUGAAGGACGGAGACGUGUCUUUAACUCUGAAGAAUGUGAGCAGACACGAUGCUGGAACAUACAAGUGUCGAGUUAAAUCUGCUGUUAGUAACCAUAUCAGACUCAUCAGCACCAUCUGUCUGCAGGUUCCAGACCUGGUUGUGGUACCAGUGCCUGGAGAUGAUGUCAUUCUGCCAUGUCAGGCUGAUGAUUCCUCCAUCAUAGCUGUAGAGUGGACCAGACCUGACCUGGAGCCAGAGUACGUCCUCUUAUACAGAGAUGGACACCUGGAGACAGACCACCAGCAUCCGUCCUUUAAGGACAGGGUGGAGCUGGUGGACAGAGAUCUGAAGGACGGAGACGUGUCUUUAAUUCUGAAGAAUGUGAACAGCAUCGACAACGGGACAUAUGAGUGUCGAGUUAAACCAGCUGGUUCAAGACGGGAAAGAAGAGCCAUCAUUGACUCUAAGCCAAUCAGAAUCAUCCGUCUGCAGGUUCCAGAGCCAGCAGGUUCUAACAGAGGACACUCUGAGGAUGGAAACUCCUCUCCUGUAGUCCUCAUCGUUGGACUGGUAGCAGGUGUUCUGGUUCUUGUAGCUGCUGCAGUGGUUGGUGUCCUGAUGUAUAGAAGACGUAAGAACAAGAGAUCAGGACAACCUGCUGAUGAUGAUGAAGCAUCAGCCGAUACUCUCGUCUGACAACUCCCAGAGCUCUUGACACCUGACUGCUU
Messenger RNA from Perca flavescens (yellow perch), 1731 nucleotides. RefSeq names its product coxsackievirus and adenovirus receptor-like. The transcript has 8 exons. The coding region runs from base 116 to 1699 and encodes 527 amino acids. Lineage: Eukaryota; Metazoa; Chordata; Actinopteri; Perciformes; Percidae. Gene Ontology annotation, cellular component: external side of plasma membrane. Gene Ontology annotation, biological process: T cell receptor signaling pathway; regulation of cytokine production. The record is from RefSeq and is a predicted model, not a curated record. Gene Ontology annotation, molecular function: signaling receptor binding.